CACUUUCCUGCUUAUAAGGAGCUCUCUCUGUGAUCCCUCCUUCAUACCUUCCCUUUACUUCCAAGUCAUCUUCCUUGACUUAACAAACUCUUUGCCCUCUUUCUCUUGUGGAAUUCAAGCAUAUUGGGGUUCUGAGCUAGUUUUUUGCCUUUUUUUUUUUCCCAGUCAACCCCCAAAACCUGUCAACACCCUUUACCUUCAAAAGUGAUAGGACUGCACUCGAUUUUUUCACUAAUGUCAUCCAAUUCUCUCAACUCUUCACGUAACUGUAGUUCCCCUUGGACCCCCAAGCAAAACAAACUAUUCGAAAAGGCCCUGGCUUUGUAUGACAAGGACACCCCUGACCGCUGGCAUAAUGUUGCCAAAGCUGUGGGUGGCAAAUCUGCAGAGGAAGUGCAGAGGCACUAUGAAAUUCUCAUCAGGGAUGUCAGGGAAAUUGAGUCUGGUCGGGUUCCAUUCCCUAAUUACAGGUCAAGUGGAAACAGUAACUAAGGCAUCGGUGAGAAGCUCAAGGCUCAUAAAGUAGCAAAAGCUACAGCAAAUUACAAGAUGCAGCAGAAACUAGCUCAAGUAACUGAAAAUACUACUUGUCCACCACUACUAUUUGCAAAAAAGUGUUGGAAAAGUCAAAUUUUUCACCGAGUUAAUAUUUCCCUGCUCUUACUUGUUUAUCCUAUAUGUUGCAACUCUCCUUGUAGAAUUAAAUCAGUGCAAUGAAUUUACUAUAUAAGCAAAGUUUAUUAGAAACGUGCAA
Molecule: messenger RNA, 754 nt
Organism: Populus euphratica (Euphrates poplar)
Lineage: Eukaryota; Viridiplantae; Streptophyta; Magnoliopsida; Malpighiales; Salicaceae
Product: protein RADIALIS-like 3
Exons: 2
Coding region: 235-492 (85 amino acids)
Molecular function (GO): DNA-binding transcription factor activity
Source: RefSeq, a predicted model, not a curated record